Paramecium octaurelia is the source of this 207-nucleotide messenger RNA. Lineage: Eukaryota; Ciliophora; Oligohymenophorea; Peniculida; Parameciidae. The record is from the annotation of a GenBank genome assembly.
AUGAAGCCGUUCACUUAUCAACUAAUCUCAGAAUAUUCAAUUUAAUAAUUUGAAUGGUUUAGUGCAAUAACCAUUAAUAAAGAUUGUACAAUAUUAUUGGCUGGACGGGAUAACAAAUUAAAGUAUUUGAAUACAAGUAAGGAAUGGCUGAACAAACUUAAAUUUGAAAUGAACACAAGUCACAUGUUUAUACUCUAAACUUCAUGA